GAAGUACACGACAUACGCUAAACACAACAAGCUAACAGUAAAAAAAUCACAAAUAUCUCCUUAUAACGUCAGAAAAAUAGUCAACUCGCCCACGAAAUGUCACUACACGCGUACCACGCGUAGUAUAACGUGUCCAAACGCAAUGUUGGGCGUCAUUAAGAGUGUUUAAUCACCGAGCGUGGCCGCGAGGACAGUCGUCGUUAAGCUACUAUUUACUUCCGGUAGUCUGAAUAUAAACGUUUGGCAAAAUGGGUGAAGUUGAGGAAACGCUCCAGAGAAUUGAAGCCCAAGGAAGUGUACUUGGAACAAUAGUUGCUAAUACAGACGGCAUUCCUAUCCGAUCAACGUUCGACAACUCCAAAGCGGGGAAGUAUGUGGACUCCCUCCGCCAGCUCACCUUGAUGGCCAGGUGCACGGUGCGAGACAUUGACCCGGAGAAUGAACUCGUAGUUCUUCGCAUCAGCACCAAGAACCAAGAGAUCAUGGUUGGACCGGAGAAUGGCUAUCUUCUGAUACUCCUCCAGAGGUUUGAGAAAUACUCCCGGACAUGAGAGUAAAAGUAUAUGAAGGUUCAAAUAAAAGAAUGAAUGAAAAGAGUGUAGCUCCUUCUUUAACACAUUUAUUGUUAUAUAUUACAUAUAUAUGUGUGUAUAUUA
Molecule: messenger RNA, 656 nt
Organism: Nerophis lumbriciformis (worm pipefish)
Lineage: Eukaryota; Metazoa; Chordata; Actinopteri; Syngnathiformes; Syngnathidae
Product: dynein light chain roadblock-type 2-like
Biological process (GO): microtubule-based movement
Cellular component (GO): cytoplasmic dynein complex
Source: RefSeq, a predicted model, not a curated record